Molecule: messenger RNA, 2231 nt
Organism: Durio zibethinus
Lineage: Eukaryota; Viridiplantae; Streptophyta; Magnoliopsida; Malvales; Malvaceae
Gene: CDPK6
Product: calcium-dependent protein kinase 6
Biological process (GO): protein phosphorylation
Molecular function (GO): ATP binding; calcium ion binding; protein kinase activity
Source: RefSeq, a predicted model, not a curated record
UUCGGACAAACAAAACGGCUUUCCUUUUUUAAGUCCUAACCCUCGUCUUUCACUGUCCUAACUUCCAUGACUCACAUUUGACCUAGAAAACGAAAUUGGGCUUUUCAUUUUUAUUUAAACUAUGGGUAACUGCAACGGUCUUCCGUCUAACGGUAACCAAUUCCGACCAGACUCCGAUUCCGGCGGUGGUCCCCACAGUGGCAUCAACGUCAAACCUGCCCCAUCGCCGCCAAGAAGCCAACAACCUUCAACCCACCACCACCACCACCUUUCCUCCGCCGCCUCCACAGCUCCACCGAUCGGUCGUGUUCUCGGCCGUCCCAUGGAGGACGUCCGGUCUACUUACGUUUUCGGCCGCGAGCUCGGCCGUGGGCAGUUUGGUGUUACCUACUUGGUGACUCACAAAGAAACCAAGCAGCAGUUCGCUUGUAAAUCUAUCUCCACGCGUAAGCUUAUCAACCGUGAUGAUAUCGAAGACGUCCGUCGUGAAGUCCAGGUUAUGUACCACCUCACGGGCCACAGGAAUAUUGUGGAGCUGAAGGGGGCUUAUGAGGAUCGGCAUUCCGUGAAUCUAAUUAUGGAUCUGUGUGCGGGAGGGGAGUUGUUUGAUCGGAUUAUAACGAAAGGUCAUUAUUCAGAGAGGGAGGCGGCUAAUUUGUGUAGGCAGAUAGUAAUGGUGGUGCAUAACUGUCAUUCCAUGGGGGUGAUGCACAGGGACUUGAAGCCUGAGAAUUUCUUGUUCUUGAGUAAGGACGAGGAUUCACCAUUGAAGGCUACAGAUUUCGGGCUCUCUGUAUUUAUUAAGCCAGGAGACGUUUUGAAGGAUCUUGUUGGAAGUGCGUAUUAUGUAGCUCCAGAAGUAUUGCGCCGACGUUAUGGAUCUGAAGCUGAUAUUUGGAGUGCUGGGGUGAUUCUUUACAUUCUCCUUAGUGGUGUCCCACCAUUCUAUGGAGAAACUGAGCAGAGUAUCUUUGAUUCUAUUCUUCGGGGAAAUAUUGAUUUCUCAUCAGAUCCAUGGCCCUCUGUUUCCAGCAGUGCCAAAGAUCUUGUGAGGAAGAUGCUGCGAGAUGAUCCUAAAGAACGGCUUUCAGCGUUUGAAGUCUUGAAUCAUCCAUGGAUGCGUGAAGAUGGUGAUGCAUCUGAUAAGCCUCUUGAUGUUGCUGUUUUAACUAGAAUGAAGCAAUUCAGGGCAAUGAACAAACUCAAAAAAGUUGCUUUAAAGGUAAUUGCAGAAAAUCUAUCUGAAGAAGAAAUCAUAGGUUUGAAGGAGAUGUUCAAAUCAAUGGACACUGAUAACAGCGGAACAAUCACCUUUGAGGAGUUAAAAGCUGGCCUUCCAAAACUUGGUACUAAGCUUUCUGAGUCUGAAGUGAGACAGUUAAUGGAAGCGGCUGACGUUGAUGGAAAUGGAACAAUUGAUUACAUUGAGUUUAUAACAGCUACCAUGCACAUGAAUAGAAUGGAAAGAGAAGAGCACUUAUACACUGCCUUCCAAUACUUUGACAAGGACAAUAGCGGGUACAUUACAAUGGAAGAGCUAGAGCAGGCCCUUAGGAAGUAUAAUAUGGGUGAUGAGAAAACAAUAAAAGAGAUCAUUGCAGAAGUUGACACGGAUAUGGAUGGAAGAAUUAACUACGAUGAGUUUGUUGCAAUGAUGAGAAAAGGCAACCCAGAGUUGGUUGGUAACCGACGACGCAAAUAAGCUGAAUGCAGCUUUUAUGUCUGCUGGCUCAAAUUCAUGUCUCGACUGGUUUAUUAAUUAUGUGGUUUUGUCAUGACCACAAUCACAUGUAAUCUCAGUUUCGCCACAUGGGAUCGUGAGAUAGUCCUUGCUUUCUGAAAUCAUUUGUGGUUGUCGAUUCUUGCCCAUAGAAAUGGACUAGAUUGCCAUCAAACUGCGGGGGAGUGUAAUUAUAUUGAGGUUCAGCAUUUUUCUUUGUUUAAAUGUGCCAAAUUAAAAUGAACUUAAACCUUCCUCAGAUCCACAGCAGAUUAAAAGAGGGAGAACAUUGUUUUAAGUUUUUGCUUGCUUGUAUUAGAAAGUCACAUAUGCAUUGAUUAAAGGGUUAAUGUCAUGAAUGUUCUUUAAAUUAUAAUGAAAUAUUUAAUGUGAUAUGUAAACUUUAAAAAUUUUUAAUUUGAUACUUAAAUUAUAAAUAUGUUGACUAACGUGGUAUUUGAAAGAGAAAGAUUGUAUGUUCAUCAUGUGUUUUCAUUUGAAAUUAGUUAUA